AUGAACCUCUGUCUCCUGAAGAUCUGUCCACUGAACCUCUGUCUCCUGAAGAUCUGUCCUCUGAAGAUCUGUCCACUGAAGAUCUGUCUACUGAAGAUCUGUCUCCUGAACCUCUGUCUCCUGAACCUCUGUCUCCUGAAGAUCUGUCCUCUGAAGAUCUGUCCACUGAAGAUCUGUCUACUGAAGAUCUGUCUCCUGAACCUCUGUCUCCUGAACCUCUGUCUCCUGAAGAUCUGUCCUCUGAAGAUCUGUCCACUGAAGAUCUGUCUACUGAAGAUCUGCCUCCUGAACCUCUGUCUCCUGAACCUCUGUCUCCUGAAGAUCUGCCUCCUGAACCUCUGCCUCCUGAAGAUCUGUCCACUGAACCUCUGUCUCCUGAAGAUCUGUCCUCUGAAGAUCUGUCUACUGAAGAUCUGUCCUCUGAAGAUCUGUCUACUGAAGAUCUGUCUCCCGAACCUCUGUCUCCUGAACCUCUGUCUCCUGAUGAUCUGUCCACUGAAGAUCUGUCUACUGAAGAUCUAUCCUCUGUAG
Molecule: messenger RNA, 531 nt
Organism: Scophthalmus maximus (turbot)
Lineage: Eukaryota; Metazoa; Chordata; Actinopteri; Pleuronectiformes; Scophthalmidae
Product: keratin-associated protein 4-3
Exons: 1
Coding region: 1-531 (176 amino acids)
Source: RefSeq, a predicted model, not a curated record